Messenger RNA from Anisakis simplex (herring worm), 558 nucleotides. NCBI's taxonomy places the organism in Eukaryota, Metazoa, Nematoda, Chromadorea, Rhabditida, Anisakidae. The record is from the annotation of a GenBank genome assembly.
AUGAUGAAUGGAAAUGUUCAGAUACGUUCGCUGUUAGCACAUCUUGGUCUGGUGCUAUGCUCAAUCUUGUACAUUUGCAUGGGUGCGUUUGUGUUUCAUCGCAUUGAACGACCCAACGAAAUCGCUCAGAUCCAAUUCAUUCGCACACGAUAUGCAACGCUCAAGAUGGAAUUCAUUGCGAAAUGUGCGCUGGAAAAUUUGACUCGAUUCGAUAUCGGGUACUUGUUGGACGAAUACAUCGGUAGUAUGUUCGAGUUUUUUGGUGAUCCUCAGGCCGCAGUUGUGUUUGAAGCGGAUUUCAUGGAUUACGCUACUGAUUUGGAUCAAUGGACUCCGGCGACAUCAUUUCUAUUCGCUACAACAAUAGUGAUACCAGUUGGUUAUGGUUUCGUAACGCCAACAACGAAAAUUGGUCGUUUGCUGAUCAUUUUAUACGGUAUUAUUGGUGCACCGUUAAUAUUGAUAGCUGUAAGCGAUGUCGGAAAAUUCAUCAGUUACUAUUCAACAAAAUUACUUCCGAACGUUAGUGCUUUUCUAUUCCGGCUGAGGAAUUUUUGA